AUGAAUGAAUGUGAUGUUAUUUCACAUGAGUUCAACUGGUGCAGAUUCGAACCAAUAGAAAAUCUCAAUCUAUCCUCUUCGAAAUCGACCAAUCAGAAAACGACUCGCGUUCUGUGGAUGACUAUCAAUCAGACAAGUAUACGUUGUUGUUUUUUUUCUCUCUCUCUCGAUUCUUCAUCAAUGCCUGAAAUGUUCUCUUCUCGUACGGUCAACUUAUAA
Adineta ricciae is the source of this 219-nucleotide messenger RNA. NCBI's taxonomy places the organism in Eukaryota, Metazoa, Rotifera, Eurotatoria, Adinetida, Adinetidae. The record is from the annotation of a GenBank genome assembly.